Dermacentor silvarum is the source of this 1493-nucleotide messenger RNA. Its product is annotated as peptidase M20 domain-containing protein 2-like. Lineage: Eukaryota; Metazoa; Arthropoda; Arachnida; Ixodida; Ixodidae. The transcript is spliced from 6 exons. The coding region runs from base 128 to 1318 and encodes 396 amino acids. Gene Ontology annotation, molecular function: dipeptidase activity. The record is from RefSeq and is a predicted model, not a curated record.
UGCAAUCAGGCACAGCGACCGAAGUGAGAAGGUCAGGUCGCCUUGGGUCGUCGACAUCGCGGACUGUGCAUACUGUGCAUACUGUGCCGUGUUCAAAGUGCAUAUAACUAUUUUUGAGAAACCAAACAUGUCGGCAGUCAUAGUUAGCACCAUUGAUAAGUACCGCGAGAAACUAAACUUAGUAAGCCAAACAAUCUGGAAAAACCCAGAGUUAUAUUACCGUGAAGUGAAAGCCCACGAUUAUCUCUCGCAAGCACUUGAAGACGAAGGCUUCCAGGUCCAGCGAAAAUAUCACUUGGACACUGCCUUUAGAGCUGAAUAUUCAGUUGGGUCAGGUGGUCCCGUGAUUUGCAUCAUAUGCGAAUACGAUGCGCUGCCUGUAGUUGGACAUGCCUGCGGGCACAACUUAAUAGCUGAAGCAGGGUUUGCCGCUGGAGUGGCCGUGAAGGAAGCGUUGCGGUCCGAUCCGAAGCUGAAGGGCAAGAUUGUUGUCCUUGGAACACCAGCAGAGGAAAGUGGUGGUGGCAAAAUUGACCUGAUUAAUGCAGGUGCAUUUGCUGACAUAGAUGUGGCCAUGAUGGUUCAUCCCAGCAGAAGCAAUGAACUGGUUCCACUAUUUAUUGGUGUUGGCCAUAUCAGUGUAACAUACCAUGGAAAAGCUGCGCACUCAUCAGGUGCCCCUUGGGAUGGGAUUAAUGCUGUGGAUGCAGCAGUCAUGUGUUACAAUGGCCUGUCGUAUCUUAGACAGCACAUCAAGCCAAACUGUCGUGUAGGAGCUAUAUUUACUGAUGGAGGUGCAGCAGUUAACAUUAUCCCAGAACGUUCUGCCAUGGACAUCUUAUACCGUGCUCCCACGGUGAGCAUGAUGGCUGAAUUGCGCAAGAAGGUCAUGUCCUGUAUCUCUGCUGGUGCUGAAGCCACAGGUUGUACCAUGGAAGUGACACGGUCCUUUAGCUUCAAGCCGGUUGUUACCAACUCUGUGCUUGCACGACUUUACAAGAAGCAUGCCGAAACACUUGGUGUUAAAUUUGAUGACGGCAACACUGAGGCCAACCUUUUUGUGGCUUCAUCUGACAUGGGCGAUGUAUGCCACACAGUGCCCAGCAUUCACCCUAUUUACCGCAUUGACUCAGCAGGACCAAACCACACAAAGGAAUUCACAGAUGCUGCAGGCCAUCCAUCUGCUCAGCCACCAACACUAGUUGCUGCUAAAGCCAUGGCUUUAGCAUGUCUUGACAUUUUGCUCAGCCCGGAUGUGCUCAUACCUGAAGCUAAGGCAGCAUUUGCUGCUGAUAUGGAUCGAUCAAAUCGCGGCUGAUUUGAUCCAUCCCUGAAGUCCCUAUACCAUAAGAAUGGUCGAUACUGCCUGCGAUCAAAAAUGCACUUCUAAAUGUAAAAUGUUGAUUGGCAAAGGUGCUCACUGGUAUGAGCAAUGAUUGUUGAAGGCUGAUUAUGUACCGUAGUGGUUAAAUAAAGUUAUGGGUUGUUUGUUA